Pangasianodon hypophthalmus (striped catfish) is the source of this 1516-nucleotide messenger RNA. RefSeq lists its product as uncharacterized. NCBI's taxonomy places the organism in Eukaryota, Metazoa, Chordata, Actinopteri, Siluriformes, Pangasiidae. The record is from RefSeq and is a predicted model, not a curated record. The transcript has 6 exons. Bases 276 to 884 code for a protein of 202 amino acids. Gene Ontology annotation, cellular component: MLL1 complex; NURF complex.
GCGCAAUGUUGGCUGUUUUGAACAGCUGAAAAGACCUGACCAAUCACGGACUGCUGUAGAAUUUUGACCAAUGAACAUCGGCGAACAGGAGCGGAACCUUUAUGGCGCACUAAUGCCAUUAUUUAGUUCAAAACAUUAUUAUAUUUAAAGUAGAAGAACAGUAAUAACCGAGUGUUUGUUUCAGAAACAUCAGUGGCGUUUAAGUGAACUAACCAGGAAGCGUUGUUUCACUGAAUCUGUUAGCAACAAUAAAGCUGGUAAGAUCAGACGGAACAAUGACCUCGGCAUCAACAAAGGUUGGUGAGAUCUUCUCUGCAGCAGGAGCUGCUUUUACUAAACUGGGGGAGCUCACCAUGCAGCUGCACCCGGUGGCAGACUCAAGUCCAGCAGGAGCUAAAUGGACGGACACAGAGAUUGAGAUGCUCCGGUCAGCUGUUAGGCGCUUUGGUGACGACUUGAACGCACUCAGCUCGGUCAUCAAGAAGCGAACAGUGGCACAAAUCAAGACCACAGUCAAGCGGAAGCUUUAUGAAGACAGUGGAGUUCCUUUGUCUUCUGACUCACCAAAGAAAAGUACCAAGAAGGUCCCGGUUGCCAUGGCUCCCCCUCCACCACCCACAGUCAUAGCUGUGCCAACAUCUCAGGUUGUGGUGACGACAGGGUUACAGGGUCCUUCUACAGGCACAGCUAGCAUCAAGAAGCCAAAAACAGCAGAUGUUACUCUCAGUGCUCUGAAUGAUUCGGAUGUGAACAGCGAUCUGGUAGAUAUCGAGGGACUUGGUGACAGCUCGGCGACAAAAAAGCUCAACUUUGAUCAAGAAAGUCUGAAUCUUGACUCAAGUCUCAUCAUGAAUUCCAGUGACCUGCCUCUCUUGUCCCGCUGAACCUGGCUCUCUGUUCACAACCAUAAACUGUAAAGGGAAAAAAAUUAACAUUACGUCAGACUGGGCUGAACCGUCGCAAAACAGCCCAGUCCAGGAGCCAGUUUCUUUGGUUUCUACUAUAUAGAUGGAUUCUAGAACACUUAUAGUUUUCAUGCAAGGUCAAAUCUGUAAGGCAGAUGGAAUGCUUGUUUCAUUUUAUAUUCAUUCUUUUGGCCUGUUCAAAUAUGGUCUAAAACAGGUCAGCAAUGACUUACAAACAUAUUUUGUCAUAUGACACCAAUGCAUAGAAUAAUUGUCUUAUAAAUUCUUUUAAAAUAAAAUUUUAUAUGUUGGUUUCAUGUAAAUGAAUAUAUUCCUUUAAUGCAUUAAUUUUUGUUAUAUUGGGAAUCUGUUCCUCUGACAAAUGUGUCUAUGAAUACAUGAUAAUGCUAUUUUCCUGUACUGUUUGUCCUGGUGUCAACUUAUGCAAGUUCUAACUCGAGAUUGUCCAUUAUGUCAGAUUGAUAGAAAUCUGCAUGCAUUCUGCACAUGAUUGAGUGCAACACAACACUUGUUUACUGUUUGCUUGAUUAUUUGUUUGCAUAAGGUCACCACUGCAUGUUUAAAAGGACAAAUACAAACUGAAAUAACUA